CCAAACAAACAAACCUACAGCUUGGUCCGGACUGUUAAUGUUAGUGCUGCUACUUUUUAUUUGGGACUAAAUCUGCUUUAAUCAGUCCAAAUAAAUCGCGUCUUUUUUCUUGCAGGCCAUUUGAAUUGUUAAAAAAAAUGUGCUCGGAUGUUGUAGUAUCACGACCUCACUAUGACAGCAGAGCUGUAGCUCAGGGGGUCCCGGAGAAAGAUCACCUUGUAGCGGCCCCACAGCCGUCCUCGGGCUUAGCCACAGCAGGGUACCGCUCGGCUAAAUACACCCCGACUGAAUGGUUCUCCAACUACCAAAACUUACUUCAGCAAGCCGGUACCGACUGCCACGAAGCUACGAGCCUUCAGCGAGAGUCCAGAACUUUGUACCAAGACACCGAUGCAUCCACUUUUAAGACACAGGCCGAGGGAACACGUCGUCUGGGAGAGAGACUACAAGAGAUCCACUACUGGAAGUCUGAGCUGCAGCGGCACAUCGAGCAGCUGCUGGCCGACACGGAGUCACUGGUGGCGCUGAAGAUGCGGCUGGAGAAGGCGCUGGAUGCCACCGAGAUUCCCUAUGCUAUCGCCACAGACAACCUGAACUGCAGGGCGAGAAGGCUGGGAGCUGACCUGGUCAGAGACACUGUGGAGGAAGAGUUGUUCAAGGAAGUGGACUUGAUCAGGAGUGUCCAGGCUCUUCUGAAGAGAACUACAGCUCAGGUUGUCAGUCAAAUCAAGUUGAACAGAGAAGCCAAGCACACUUUAGAGAUGGACUGGUCUGAUAAGUACCAGGCCUACCAUUUUGAUGACCACAGCGGAAGACACAGUAACAUGAGUUCAGAUACGCAGCACCAUCCCAGCUCAGCUGCCAUGCAAGAACAGGUGUCCAGCCACCCAUUAUGGACGAAGUUUACACAAGACAACCUGUUCAAGGCCGUGCAGGAGGAACAGGCUACCAACAGUCUCAGAUUGCUGGUAGAGCAGGUGCUGCAGGACACGGCUGAGGAUCUGAGAGUCCAGUGCUCCAGUGUUGACCGAGCCUUUAGCGAACGCUGUGUGGAGCUGAAUGAAGCCAAGACACAGCUCAAUAUGCAGCUCAAACAGAUCUUGGAGCAAAUUGGUGCCCAGGAGAAAAACAUUGUGGCUCUGCAGCAGGCCAUUCACAACAAAGAAGCUCCACUGCGAGUAGCUCAGUCCAGACUUUACCUUCGCUCCCUCAGACCCAACAUGGAGCUGUGCAGAGAUGAACCCCAACUCAGUUUGGAAGGGGAGGUGAAGCAGAUUGAUGCCACUCUGGCAUCUCUACAGCAGAAGCUGAGCAAAGCCAGAGAGUCCCUGUCUCGUCUGGAGGAGUCACGCAUGGCGUUGGAGAAAGACAUCAACUGCAAAACCCACUCACUGUUCAUCGAGAGGGAAAAGUGCAUGACUCACCGUAAACGAUACCCGACCACUUCAGCACUGUCAGGAUACUGAAAGGUUCAACACGUCUUUGUUUGGCUCUUUUUUGUGUUGCUGUAAUUAGUAAAUGGUUAUGACCGAUAUAAAGAUGACUUUUUACAUUUAGUACUAAAGGCAUUAAUAUGACCACAUAUUUGAUCACAGUUUUGUAUACUGUUCGGUUUGUUUUGGUUCUGUCCUUUUAGCGUUCAUAAGUAAAACACAUAUCUUCUGUCUCAGGGAUAUCUUCAUACACAUGAUCACCAUCAUCAUUAUCAUAGAUGUGCCAGUUGUUCCGCUCCUCAGAAGAACCCAAAUUGAAACACGCCUCAACAGCUUGGUUUUCAUAAGUCUAAAAAACAAAUAGAAGGAAAGAUUACAAUGACGAAGGAAACUCACAGUGAAAUUCAGAGGUCACAAUAAGAUGGACACAUGGCAUAACAAUUUCUUGAUGAUAACAUAUUUCUUUGGCCCACUAGCACCAGGUGCAUCUAUUUCUCUGAUUUUUUUAGCCUAAACUGAGUAAAUAGGAGUCUACAGAAAUGUAAUAUUGAAAUAAUGUACACAUUUUAGAGGACAUGGUGGGAAGAUGUUCCUGAGAAUAAACGUAACAUUUACAGGACCACUGUCAAAGCAAGCUAAAUCGCCAGUACGGUGCAGCAAACAUUGCACUUUCGAAAUGCUUCUGAUACUGUCUCAUGUAUUUUCCUCUCACAUGAUCCUUAAGCUUUACUUCUCCUGCUUCUUCAGUGUUUAUCGUGAUUCUGUUCAUGGCGAUGUCAGCUGCUGGAGCAACACAGAAAACAAUAAAUUAAAGUGCUUGUGUGUGGACAAAUCUA
Maylandia zebra (zebra mbuna) is the source of this 2269-nucleotide messenger RNA. It is a transcript of the gene tekt4, whose product is annotated as tektin 4. Gene Ontology annotation, cellular component: sperm flagellum; microtubule cytoskeleton; nucleus. The record is from RefSeq and is a predicted model, not a curated record. Lineage: Eukaryota; Metazoa; Chordata; Actinopteri; Cichliformes; Cichlidae. Gene Ontology annotation, biological process: cilium movement involved in cell motility; cilium assembly.